AUGUUAGAAUACGACAACUCAGCUUUCUACUACUUUUCCGUGUCCAUGUGCGCACUCUACGUGCUGCCUGUGACGUUUCUAUCACUGCGUCGUAUUCUAUACGGCGUCUUUUUAAAAGACCGACUAUUAGACAAGAGUCAUGUGCGAUGCGAGCGUGAAUUGCGCAAGGUGAAGCAGUUGCAAGCCGAAAAGACAGCCUUGCGUAAUGUCUUUUCGAUACCAUUUGUAAUUAAUCUGCUCGUGCUGGCUGCCGUUUGGUACGCGCUCGUACGCAUGAUACUUCUGCUGAAGGACGAUUCAGAGAUCAAAUCGUUUGAUCCAUUUGCGAUUCUCGGUAUCGCUGCAGGUGCUACUGAGCGUGAAAUUAAGCGCGCGUACCGCAAAAUGAGUCUGUUGUACCAUCCAGACAAGAAUCAGGGCGAUGCUGUUGCAGAGCAAAAGUUUAUGCUUGUAGCCAAGGCUUACGAGGCUCUUACAGAUGAGGUGGCAAAAGCGAAUUACGAAAAAUAUGGCAAUCCAGACGGUCGUCAAGCGCUUCAGCUUUCUAUUGGUCUUCCCACGUUCUUAUUAGACCCUGCAAACCACAACUUGGUACUCUUUCUCUACCUCUUGAUUCUUGUUGUCGCUAUUCCAAGUUGUGUUGCCAUUUGGUAUUCACACUCGAAAAAGUAUGGUGACAGUAUGAUAAUGUACGACACGUAUGGGUUUUAUAACUUUGCGAUGUCCCAGCACUCGCAUCCACGAAUGUUACCUGAAAUUUUGGCGGGUUCGGCUGAGUUUCGUGAGAUCCCGCGUCGUGCCUCGGACGAAGCCGAGCUUGGAACAUUGUUCAAGAAGCUGAAACAGCAAGAUGUGAUGGCAAAGCCUAAGUACAAUCAUCCAGCUAUUGCCAAGGCUAAUUUGCUGUUACAUGCACAUUUUUUGCGCGAGAAAUUGAGUCCAACACUGCAGAGCGAUUUGAAUGCCAUGUUAAAGAAAUCCAUUCAACUUGUAGAUGGGAUGCUCGAGAUUUCUGUAAUGAAAUCGUGGCUUCAGACGUCUCUUAAUUUAAUGGAGAUGCAGCAAUUUCUGACUCAAGGACUGUGGUUUAAGGAUCCGCCGUUCUUGCAACUACCACAUAUAACAGAGACCGAAGUCAAGCACAUUGUGUCUGGAAAGAGCGCUGUACGUAGUAUGCAUCAGUAUAUUGCUGCAAAACCUGAGGAUCGUAAAGGAUUGAGUGGAUUAUCGGAUGAGAAACGUCAAGAAGUGAACACUGUGCUUAACAUGAUGCCACACAUGGAGCUGAACAUUUCAAUCGGGGUGGAAGAUGAAGAGGUUAUUGCUGAGGGAGACAUAAUGACGGUAACAGUCACGUUGACGCGUCAAAAUGUCAAGGAAGGCGACACAUGUGACUUGGUGUACGCUCCCCGUUUCCCGUACCCGAAGAUGGAGCGCUGGUACUGUAUCGUGGGAGAUUCCAAGAUGAACCAUUUGCAUGCUUUUUCAAAAAUGACUUCUCAAGAGCGCGUGAUUGAACAGAAGUUACAGCUACAGGCACCUCCAAAAGCUGGCACGUAUCAGUUGGAUAUUUUUGUAAAAAGUGACUCUUAUGUUGGCAUGGAUUUGCGUGCAGUCGCAAAGUUUAAUGUUGCCCCAGCAUCCACAUUGCCAGUUUAUACACCACAUCCGGAGGAUUUGGAAUUAGAUAACGAGCCGACGCUGUUCGAACAGGUGAUGAAUGCCGCAGACUCGAGCGAUAGUGAAGAAGAGGACAAGGAUUUGGACCCGGAUCAGGUGGAGGAGGCCAAGAAAGAUAAGUAG
Molecule: messenger RNA, 1803 nt
Organism: Plasmopara halstedii
Lineage: Eukaryota; Oomycota; Peronosporomycetes; Peronosporales; Peronosporaceae
Product: translocation protein sec63
Exons: 2
Coding region: 1-1803 (600 amino acids)
Biological process (GO): post-translational protein targeting to endoplasmic reticulum membrane; SRP-dependent cotranslational protein targeting to membrane
Cellular component (GO): Sec62/Sec63 complex
Molecular function (GO): RNA binding; transmembrane protein transporter activity
Source: RefSeq, a predicted model, not a curated record